This is a messenger RNA of Spodoptera frugiperda (fall armyworm), 8751 nucleotides long. RefSeq lists its product as uncharacterized. The transcript has 2 exons. Bases 165 to 8123 code for a protein of 2652 amino acids. The record is from RefSeq and is a predicted model, not a curated record. Gene Ontology annotation, molecular function: protein binding. Lineage: Eukaryota; Metazoa; Arthropoda; Insecta; Lepidoptera; Noctuidae.
CUUAUGUAUGGCAACUUUACAAAGGUUUAUUUUUCUAUUUAUAGCCAUACAUACAUACAUAUUCUAAAAAUUGUAAUGCAUUUUAAAGUUUGUAACUAAGUGACUAUUUAGUUGUUUCAAAGUUCCUUUGAAAACCUACAGAAACAUACGUCGAAUAUUACUUGAUGCAAAAUAAGAACCAUGAUCCCGACUACGAGAAUAAGUAUCUUUGCAAUAGUUUGCUGUUCACUAGUAUACUUAAGAAGAAAACGCCAGAGGAAAAAAUAAAGAAAAUUAAAAAGUAUUUAGAACUUGGGGCCGAUAUCAAUGCAAUUGAAGGUAACUAUAAAGACAAUACACCCUUACAUCUUGCGGUAAUCAAAGAAGAACCAGAAAUUGUUGAAUUUCUUUUACAAAACGGUGCUCAAUAUAAGAAAAAAAAUUACGAUGGUAAAUCUGCUUUAGACCUUGCUCGUUCAGAAUUUCCAAGUGGAAAUAUCAUAAAAAGAAAAGAAAUUAUUACACUAUUAGAGACGUUUGCUGACAACAAUUUAAAACCUGUUAACAUUAGUAAACCUCCUAAGCGCCCUGGCUGUCCAUUUAUCAUCAAUGUAAACGAUGGAAACUCGGAGGAAGCUAGUAACACUCGAGAUAGCAAAGAUACCCGAGAAAAUUUCAGUCAACCUUCUACUUCACAAGGUGAAGAUAAUACUAAUCCAAUUGAAACCAAGUUUAUUAAAAAUGAAGGUGUGGACUCCAUCGAAAAUUAUUUCAACCAACCACAUUGUAGUAAAGACUUAUUCUUUUCUAGUCCACUUGACACUAAUUUUAAUGAAAGUGUUAAGGCGAGAAUUGAUGAAGUCACAAAUAUGCUCGAAAAUCUUGUUAUUCGCGGCGUCAAUGAACCGGAAUUGAAGCAAACAGGAGAACACGAGGAACAAGUUCACUGGAGAGAAGAUUUAGAAAUACCUUCUAGUAAUCGAGUCCCCGACGUUGUUUUAACAGAGGAAAGUAAAUUUAAGAUCUCUUGUAAUGAUGAUGCUUCAUCCAAAGAUAUAAUAUCUGUAGGAAAUAAUCUUAAAAAACCAGAACGUAAAAUAUCAUAUAUACAAAAAAACAUUGAGGCUAUUUCAAAAAAGACUAAUAAAUCUAAGGCCCCUGAAAGUAAAGGAAAAUAUAAUCUGUCUUCAAUGAAAGAUGAAAAGCCUACAAAAGGGGUUAGAUCAUCACUAAAUAGGAAAGAUUUAAAUAUAAUAUCUUCUAGUCCCCAAAAUAUUAUUGAUCCUGACUUCAAAACAUCCAAAGAAAAUAACUUAAGUUCAGCUAAGGAUAAAAAACCUUUAAAAAAAAAUGUGAGUCUGUUUAAAGAUGGUAAUGAUUUAAAAAUGCGUCAACAACAAAAUGUGAUUACUUCAUUACAAAAGCGUGAUUCUCAAACUUCGAAAAAUAAAGUAAGUACGGUUCUGAGUACAGAAAAUUGUUAUAUUAAAGCAAGUUCGGCAUAUAUUGGUACUAAGACCAGAAUGAAUACUGAAAAGAAUGUAGGAACAGAUCUUAAACAACCACGACUGAGUAAGCAUUUGAAAAUAUCUUCUAGUCUACCAAAACCUGAGAAUGUUUUGUCACAGAGGUAUAAUGCUAAAACCUUCAAAAAUAACGAAGUUAGUAAGAUUGUUGAAAUUACAAGUGAUAUUGGUGCUAAAAUGAAAACAUUUAAAGAUGAGAAAGACAGUUUAAUAAAAAUAAAAGAACAAGUGAAAAGUUUUAAACAAUCACAUAACAGUAAAAAAUUAAAAAUGCUAUCGAGCCAACAACACACCAGUGCUGCUUUCGUAAAUAAUAGUAAUUCUUGGAAGACAGUCAAGAAUAAAAACAUUGAUAGUCAUAUUGAUAGCGCAAAAAACACACAUAAAGAAAAAGAAGCUGAUUCAGUCAAAUAUAGUAAAAUCAUACCAAAUGAUUUUAUACAACCUCAAGACAGCAACGAUUUAAAUAUCGUUUCUAUUCAACAAGCCACUGCGGUUUUGGCAACUGCUAAGAGUAAUUCUACGAACUUGACAAAUGAAGAAAAUAGAAAGAUCAUUGACAGUCCAAAGAUUUGUGACGUUGGUGUCGAAACAAAUACUGUUAAAGACAAAGAAGUUGGAUUAGUUGAAGAUAUUAAUUUCACAGGAAAUAAACAUAAAAAACUACAAGAUACUAAAGAUUUCUUAACAUCUUCGAAUGAAUGUGAAAUUUUGAGCUGUUGUUACAACGAGGAUUUAGACCAUAGUAUUUCCAAAUUGUCUAGUAAUAAAGAUCUCAAAGGCACAGUGGUCCGUGAUGUUAGCCAAGUUCCGAUUGUUUUAGUUUCAACAAACAACGAAAGUUCAGUACAAACCAAUGACCUUAAUCCAUUAUGGAAUAGUUCACAAGAAGUUGAGUUUAAUUUGACACAAGAGCGUAAUCGAAAGGGCUUAAAAAGUAAUAAAAACUAUAAAAAAGUUGUAAGUGACGAAAAUCAAAUACAAAUAGAUGUUAAACAAUCACAAAAUAGCAACGACUUAAACAUAUUUUCUAGUCAACAACAAGCUAAAGUUACUUCUUUAGAGCAGGAUAAUUCUCAGUCUUCACAUGAUGAAAGAAACAUGAAAAAUGUAGAGAGUACAUACCUAAGCGAUAUUACUGCCGUAACUAAAACAUUUGAAGAGUGUAAAACUGAAUUAAACAAUGAUCUUCAAUAUUUACAGGACAGUAUAGAUGUAAAUUUAAACAUAUCUUCUAAUCAACAAAAGACAAAAGCUACAGAAAUUUCAAAUAAAAUCUUUAAUAAAGAAACCAGUGAAAUUCUUGAGACUUCGAAAAUGUUUGACAUUGACGAUGUAACCAAAAUUUUUAAAGAAAAUAAAAGUGAAUUAGUCGCAGAUAAACAACCCAUUGACAGUGAACUGAAUGACCUACAAGAUAGUAAAGAUAUACAAAUAUCAUCCAAUAAACAAAAAAUAGCUAUAGAAAAUAAAAAAGAAUUUAAAGGUAAAGAUAAAAAUUCCAAACAAACUGUUUUAAUUGAUCGUAAACAAGAUUUGGAUACUAAAGAUUUAAAAAUAGACGAACAACGCGUUGAAAACAAAACUCAUAAACAAAAGAAACCUAAUCCAGCCAAAUUUAGUACUGUCAAAAGUGAUAUGCAACGUAAUCACAAUACAGACUCAAACACAUGUUCUAGUCAACAAAGCAACGACGCUGCUCCAAAAAUGAAAGCUAAUUCUAAAACCUCACAAAAGAAAGAAGAAACUAAAAUGCAAAAGAAUGCCGGUGACAAUAAGGUGAAGAAAGAAGGUUCAACAAAAGAUAAAAACAUCGUAAAUAAUGACAUGAAACAGGAAUCAAAUAGUAAAAAAAGUAACAAGAAAAAAGUAUUUCUCUAUCCCAAAAGAACUGGAACUUCUGGACUGAGUGGACAAUUGUAUGAAACAAAACUGUUGAGUCUCAUUUUACUACGAUCAUUGUAUGUUCAAGAGGUACCUAAAUUCUUUAUUGGGACCAACGCUGAGAAUAUGGGUGCUUUUGAUGAUGUUGUCUUUAGAUAUUAUUCAAGUAAUGAUCAAAAACCUAGUAUGAUGUUUUUACAAGCGAAACACAGAGAUAAUCCUGCAAAAGAAAAAUUUACAGUCGACGAAUUAAAGAAAUUGAAUGGUGAUUUCAGUUUACAUAAAUAUUUAGAAAGUUAUAUAAAAAUAAGUCAAAUGUUUACGCUAGAUACGAAAGAUGACAUGUUCAUUGGAGAGUUCAAAAAUAUAGACUGUGAAUUCAUAAUUUACACUUCAGCAUUUGAGAAUUUUUCUAAAAUGAAAGAAACUGAACAAAGCAAAGUAAAAAGUUUUAUAAAUACCACAGACGGAAAGGUAUUUCAGUUUAACUAUGACGAAGAAGACGUAGAAAACCUUAUAGUCACAGUAGUAAAAUCGCGUGCUGUUCUUUUAGCAAAAAGACUUUCAAGAUUUAUUUUUAAAGAUAAUAAUAACUACAGUAACAUGAUGUUGGACGAAUUGAUUAAAACGUAUCAUGUAUUCCUUGCUAGACAUAUUAUAGAUGUUCAACUCACAGGAGAAGAGGCGCCCAAAUUUUAUAACGCAACAUUUAGAGAAAGUUUCUUAACAAGUGAUGGUACUUUAUUAAUAGCUUUUAAAAAUACUCUUUGUAAAGAAGCAAUACAAUUAAAGAAAGGUAUAGGCACGGAGAACGUUGAAGAGGUGGAGAGUAUGUUGAAAACGUAUACUUUUAAAGUUCCUAUUGCUUUUGGCAAUUUAAACUUUUGUUUCACUGGUAACGAUCAAAAAAGGGAUAAGAAACUUGAAUAUCUUUGCUCACUAUUUAAAAAGCUUCUUGAAAUCGGUGAGUUCUCCAUUGACAACAAUAUUAUGAUUAAAAUAGAUGACGAUAAAGUCGGCCCCAACGAAAUUUUGCAGAGUACUGAUUUAGAGACGUACAGGAUAGGUGGUCUAGUUGGCAAUCUGCUAAUAUUAGAUGAAAAAACAAUGACGUUGAAAUUUAAUUUUGAUCUAGAAACUUUAUCUCCAGAUAAUAUAAAAAUUUUAGAGAGAUUAAGAAAUGAAGUAUUUAUAGAAACAGAUCCCAGUAAAUACAGAUUUGACAUAAAUGUUCAUCGAUUUCCUAGAUUAUCUUUGGUUCACGAAAAAUAUGAUAAAGGACUAAUAAAAGAUUUUCUUGAUAAACUUAUUUUUUAUACGAAUCAGGCAACAGAGGACAAAGUUGAAGAUAUUGUAAAAAAAGAAAUAGAUCAUUUCUUUGUCGGUAAUAUUCCUAGACAACGUGACCAAUUAUUUAAAGUGAAAAGUCAUGCUAUUUUUUUAAAAACUCAUGAUCUUAUACAAAAAUGGUGGAAGAUUUCUGGUGAAGCCCCGUACCUGACAGAAUCUUGUAAAUAUUUUAUAGAUGCAGAACAAGAUGUCCUUAAUAGUCCCUUAUUAAGUAUUCUUAAUUUCACGUACACAAAAACAAUAAAAAAUACAAUGUGUGAGAUUAAAUUUAAAGAUGUAAUAUCAGGCUUCUUUCAUUUAAAUAGUUUUUUAGAAGGGACAAUAAAAAUAAUGAUAAUAUCUACUGAAGAGAUCGCUCUGACCAGUAUGAAGUUACUUCAAAAUUUUAAAGAUAAUCACUACAGUGAUUACACCUUUAUUGAUUUGGAUUAUAUAACCAAUAGUAAUUAUUUUGCCGAUGUUAAAGUAGAAGUAAAAGAAUCCAAAAUAGAAACGUUAAUAAUAGUUUGCAAAGGUGAACAUUAUUUUGCAGAACUUAACCUGUUAAUCAAGUAUUUUAAAGGCAAAAUAAUUUUAAUUUCUAAUAGGGAUUUAAUUCAUCAAAUUGAUGGAAUAGCGAUUGAAAAUAUUGCCACCACGGUUGAUCUACAAAUAGGUUUUGAAGACCUAGAUGAUACUAUGUGCGAAAUGUUGCAAAACGAAAGAUUUAUCAUUUUUCAAGGAAAGGAAGUUAAACUUGGCGUGUUGUUCGAAGAUCAGUCGUAUCAGCUACUGAAUUCUAAUGUUCUUUAUCAAAUUAUAAACAAUGAAAAUACUAUAAUUGGCAGACAUUUUAAUAACCCAUCAUAUGAUGAAAUACUAGACUAUUAUAUUAAGGAGAAAGUAUGUCGGUAUGUAACAUUAGACAAAAAUAUUGAAGGUAAUGAUGAUUUCCAAGUUGUAGAAUAUGAUAAAUUAGGAGACGAUUUUAAAGUCAGUGCAGCAGAUAUUGUUUUAAUUACAGAUAAUGAAAACGAUUAUGUAAAUUUUAAAGAAAAGUUUGAAACUUGUAACAUUCAUUGGUUUCGUAACGAUGAAAAUUUUCUUGUUUGGCAACAAUCACAUGGCGAUUUGUCAAAUAUGCUAAAGCAUGUUAAAAAGAAUUCACACAACGCCUAUAGAUUACAACUCAACACUCUGAAAGACAUGAAGGAGAAAGUAGUUAUAAUAAGCGCUGAGCCCGGAAUGGGUAAAUCUUCUUUACUUACACAUUUAGCAAUAAACACGAAAGAAAAAUACCCCGCGCUGUGGAUUUCUAAAAUUAAUUUAUUGGAUUUCAUUAAUGAGUUAAAAAGUUUCGAGCAACAUAAAAUUAAAAUUGAUUUCAAAGAAGUUGUAAAGUUUUUAUUUCGAGCAAUUGGUUUCGAAGCUAGUAAAGAUAGAACAUGUGAUUUCCAACUAGUCAUUGAUCAAGUUUCUGUUAAAAACCAAGAUAUUUGUUUAAAUGUGGAUAAGCAGGGAAGUAAUGUCAGUGGACUAAAUUUAUUUGAGAUGCAGUUAUUUGUACACUGUUUUAAUAACAACAGAGUAGCUUUGCUAUUUGAUGGUUUUGAUGAGAUUUGUCCCGACUAUGCAAAUGAAUUUAUGCAAAUAGCAAAUAUUCUUAGAAAUUCAAAACUUGCUCAUUUGUGGAUCACUAGUCGUUUAUAUAAUGUACUGCAUCAGUUGGAAAGUGUUAUGCAGACGUUUUCUUUUACGAUAGAGCCAUUGUCAGAGGACGACCAACGGCAAUUUUUAGAGAAAAUUUGGUCUACGAGAAAAACAGGAAAAUCUAAGAUGCUGAGUUAUUUUCCUUACAACGAACCGUGGUGCUUGCAGCAUUUAGUAAAAGGAUUUUUGGCUGUCCUGUCUGCUGUGUUAACUGAUACUAAUAGCAAGUUUAUUAGCAUGCCAUUACAUUUAUAUAUGAUAUCUGAGAUCUUUCAAGACUCUUAUCACACUUUUCCACUCAAUGCAGAGAGUUAUGAAAGUUUCAUAAGCGAACAACAAACUAUGAACAAAAUUAAUUUAAACCAAAUAUAUGAGCGGUUUAUUGAUAUUAAAUUUUUCAAGAUUCGUUUUGGUGAAAAAAAGCCACUUUUGUGUAUCAAUGACCCUGAUAUGCGAAAACUUAUAGAAAACGAGCGUGAUACUUUUUUUUACAAUCAUAAAAUAAUUGCCGCAUACAUAGUAUUUGGGAAGAUGAAUGAUAUAAACUUUCUUGAUGAGAAUGAUAUUAAGCAAAUGCAUGAUUUUAUUGAAAGGAUAAAGUUAGGAGAGGAAAAGACGGGUAUUAUUGAACAAAUUGUACAUAGCGAGCCUAAGUUUGUACAUUACACAUUCGCAGAAUAUUUUGCUACAGAACUCCUUUGUGACAGAUUAAAAACCUUCCAAUGUAAGAGUUAUAUGUGGACAUAUCUGGUUAAUACCUUUCUUGAAUCAGAAGUCGGAGGUCCUCAAAGAUUUUUUAAUGCAAAAUUAGGGAAUCAUCCAAAUCUCUAUAAUGUAAUCCACAACACAGAAUUAAAACCUAUGUUUGAAAACUGGCUCCUACAACAUGAAAAGAUGGCUAAGUUAAUACACACGGCCGUUGAUCAGUAUUUGGAAAACACUGCUUUGUUUUUAUUGAAAUGUUUUGAAUAUGUAUUGAGUGACACAAACCUAAACGACUUUAUAAAGAUUGUGAGUAAAAGUUCUAGAAGUUGUAUUUUAUGCAUUGCGACCAAGAGAAACGCAAGAAAUGUGGUAGCCUUUAUAAUAGACUCAGUAAAAAACGUUAAUGUCAGUCAAAUUAUCGAUUUAUUCAAUUGUUGUGAUCUUCCGUUUUCUAAUCCGUUAUUAAUUGCAUAUGGACCCGAGAAGUGGGACAGUGGUCCCAAACUUGUUUUAAUGGACAAUUUCUUAUCAGAUUUACCAGCUCAGAUGGUGGUAGAAGUUUUUAGUAUGCAGUUUGAUAAAAAAUGGUUUAAUAGAAUUAAAUCUAAGAAUUUCAUACACAUAGUGUCGGAAUCACUAGGUGAUCAAGAUUUAUAUUUUUUUAACAGAGCCUUAGAUAAGUUGAGUGAAGGACAACUGGUACACAUUUUUAAUUUAAAAGAUUCAGAAGAUAAAUUGGCAGCUCACAGAGCUGCUUCUUGUCAGUCCUACAAGUUUUUUGACAAGCUAGAGAGUCUCGUAAAUGAAGAUGAAUUUAAGAAAAUAUGUACAGCACUUGAUAAGGCUGGAUUGACACCGUUACAUUACUUUGCUUACGAUUCUUGGCAUAGUGACAAACUCGAACGUCUCUUAGAUAAAGUUUAUGGCGAUCAAAAGACUGGAAAAUUGACAUUGCAAUAUUUUAUUGACAAAAGAAACAAACCACGAUAAUACCUACAACUAAAAAAUAAAGAUUAAAAAAUACAACACUACUUACUAACACUAGUCGGAAGUCAAACUGAGUUUAAUUUUUCAUGUUUUGUAUAAAAAUAUAAGAAACAAAUGUAUUUGCUUCACUUAUUGUAUAUUUAAAAAUAAUUAUUAGAAGACCACCGAUUGAAAGAAACUAAUAAUUAUUAUUUUAAUGGACACCAUGUUUUUAUUAUAAAACAUUUACUAAAAUGGAAGCAAAAGUUGCAUUUGAUAAUGAUAGAAUUCUACAAAAUUAAUUAUUAUUCAAUGCGUUAAGGAAAAAUAAAACAUCAGAGCAAAUAAUCCAGAAAACCUAAUUUUAUACUUAUACGACCUGUAACAAGAAGAAGGGUAUAAAUAUCAAUUGUACGGUUUCUAGAUAACAUAACAAACGACACGGAAAGGGUUUUUUAAACAUGUUUUCAUGGUACCAUGUUAUGAAUUUUUCCAAUCGCACCGCCGCGCGAAUCAAAAUUAGGUAGACAGGCACUACGUGAUCAGAUUGACAGAAGAAAUGUUUCGUAAUAUUGGCAAGUGAUCUCUGUAGUGUUGUGACACGUUUGUAUGAUUUGAAAUCAAGAACUAUGCGAUACCAAGUAUUUGGUAC